Messenger RNA from Paramecium tetraurelia, 621 nucleotides. RefSeq lists its product as uncharacterized. The record is from RefSeq and is a predicted model, not a curated record. The transcript has 3 exons. Lineage: Eukaryota; Ciliophora; Oligohymenophorea; Peniculida; Parameciidae.
AUGACUUAUAGGUACAGUCAAGAAUUAGCACUAAACAUUUAUGAAAAGCCUCCCCAAAAUCCAGACUGGCUUCAAAAGUAAGAAAAUAUAGAUUUGAUCUUAAACAAGAUUAAAUAAUAGAAUCUGCUUAAAAGAAUUCAAUACACUAUUAAUGAAUAGAUACAAGAAAUUGACCCUUUAUUACUCAGAAGUCAUCGAUUAAACAAAAAAUUGAAAGAAUUUGAUCACUAUCAUGAAGAAUAAAUCGAAACAUAUAGAAAGAUUUUAUAAUCUGAUAGAGAGUAAAUAACAAAUGCUAUGUCUCAAAGAAGAAGAAUGGGGUCAUUUGUGAAGCAUGUGAGAAGCAUUAGUACAACAGUAUUGAAGCCUAGUAGACAUAUUUAAAUCAAUAAUAUUGUAAAUCCAUAAAACAAUGAUAAAAAGGUUGAACAUCAAGUUAUUACAAGAUAGAAAAUCAAAUCGAUACAAGAAAAUAGAAAAACAAUUGAUAAUUGCUCCAAAAGACUUUAAUAAUUAUUUAAGGAGGACUCAUCGAAUCAAGUUUCCAGAGUUCAGAGCCAUUUGGAACAAAGAUCGAAAAUUAAAAAAAAAUCAAUUGAGUUAAUUCGAAACCUUUAUUGA